AAGAACAAUGUUUGCCUGAAAUGUAGCAAAACAUUUAAAUAUAUUAGGCUAAGCUGGGCAAUUCAGACCAAAGUCUUUCUUGAAAAUUCGACGCUUCAUGGAGUUAAAUAUAUUGCAGAUGGUAAUAGACCCACUUACGAAAGGUUACUAUGGUUUCUUUGUGUUCUAGUAGGUGCAGUUUCAACAAUGGUUGUAAUAUUUAGUCUAUGGGACAAAUUUCAAACAAAUCCGACUAUAACUGGUCUGGAUACAGAUUUUCACAAUUGGGACGUUCCCUUUCCAACUGUAACACUAUGUCCUGAACAACCUGGUAGUGUAGAAAAAAUUAAAAAACUUUUAAAAAUAACAGAUGAAGUGAUGACACCUAAACAAGAAGAAGAAAUUGAUUUUUAUGUGGAUCUUAGUAAACUGUCAAUAAGAACAAUUCCCAAAUUUGUAAAGAAACACGAAAAAAAUCUUUUUCAGAUGCCUAAUGUUUCACGUGAUAUCCGAAAACUAGUUUUUGAGUUGGCAAAGCCCUGCGAAGAUAUCUUUUAUAAUUGCGAGUUCAGAGCAGCACCAAUCAAAUGCUGUCAUGGAGAUAUCAGUUUUUAUUACCUGCUAACUGAAAAUGGAUUAUGCUACGCUUUCAAUUCCCGAUACGUCGAAAGAGAUUAUUUAGGAGACGUGCAGCUUAAUAUGCAGUAUAUUAAGGAAACGGACACUAAAUGGGCGCUGGAGUUUUCCGUGAGUUCCGAGGAAGUUUUAACUCCGGUAAGUUAUUUGAUCCUAAUAACUCUCUUGUGA
This is a messenger RNA of Anthonomus grandis grandis, 786 nucleotides long. RefSeq lists its product as uncharacterized. Gene Ontology annotation, biological process: sodium ion transmembrane transport. The record is from RefSeq and is a predicted model, not a curated record. Gene Ontology annotation, molecular function: ligand-gated sodium channel activity. Lineage: Eukaryota; Metazoa; Arthropoda; Insecta; Coleoptera; Curculionidae. Bases 187 to 786 code for a protein of 199 amino acids. Gene Ontology annotation, cellular component: membrane. The transcript has 5 exons.